UAUAGUCUGUGAGCCUGUAGUUCGUCGAGGACUUCCAAACGUGAAGAGGCAGGUGACAGAUAGGUCGGAGUAUCGUGCUUCUCGUACCUUGUUUCUUCGCGCCGAAUAUUAUAGCGAUUGUUAAUCGGGCGACUACGCUCGAUUUCAUAGGCGCGAUCCGAGCUAUAAAUAUCGGGAUAAAACGCGCGGCGGGAUUUAAAUUUGGAGCGUAAUCGAGCGGAACAGCCGGUUCGACGAGGCAUAUAGGACGAGGGCUAUUUUAAAACGAUAUUGGAGGGAUCCUUUUUAUGACGGAUUCGGUGCGAGGCGACGCGUAUGCGAUCGACGAUCUUCGAGGAUACCUUCGCCCGUCUUCGCCGUAACAUCAUUUAAUAUGGGGAUAAUCCUGCCGAAAUUUCGGAAAAAGAAGACAACGAUUGAAAUUUUAGAAGAUCUUGAUGCACAAAUUAAAGAGACCCAACAGUAUGCACAGACUAUGGAACGGAGGCAUAAGAAGAUAGUGGGAACUAUCAUCAUUUAUGGAGUUGUUCUUUGUAUUAUGAUAGCAUUUAUCUCUUAUUUCUGCUUCUUUCCAGCUACAUUAUACAAUCAGCUCUUUUUUGUAACACUAUUACUAUCUUUCCCAAUUUUAAUAUUUAUAAUAAAGAAAAUUGUUUCAUGGUACUAUAAUUGUAAAAUUACUAACAACCAGGAAAAACUAUCAGAGAUUGUGUCAGAGAAAAAGAAAAUAUUAAAUGAAGUUACUGAAACAGAAACUUAUAAGAAAGCUAAAGAAAUAUUAUUAAAGUUUGCACCAGAUGAAUUAAACAUGACGCCUUUAAGUCCAAUGCUUACUUCAAAAGUAUCAACGCCGACUGAAACACCUCGGCGUCCUACAACACAGGCUGUAUCUCCUUUGUCUGGAUCUUCAGAAUUAAGAAGAAGGCCUAUAUCAACUCAUAAUGCACGAAUUGGUGUAACUAGUCCUGGUGUAGUGACUCUUAACGUUAGACCAAUUAAUCAGUCAAUAAAUUCUCCUUUUCCGUCUAAUGCUAGAAUAAUUAAUCCUGCCUCCAUAGGUUUUCGAUUACCAUUACCACGACCUGUGCUGCCACAAGAAAGGAAUAUGAUUGAUCGUUUAGUGGAUUACUUAGUAGGUGAUGGCCCUUCAAAUCGUUAUGCUUUAGUUUGUCGGCAAUGCAAUUCACAUAAUGGAAUGGCUUUGAAAGAAGAGUUUGAAUAUAUUGCAUUCAGAUGUUGCUAUUGUGGUUUUUGGAAUCCAGCAAGGAAACAGAAACCUUUUGCCCCAAAAUUAGAAUUUGAUAGCUGUGCUGUAACUUGGAAUACAUCCGAAGCCACUUCUAACAAUGCAGAUAAAGAGCCAAUAAAACUUUCUGAAUUGGAAACAUCCACACAAUCAGAUACAGAUUCGGAUAUUGAAGUAGUUGAAAGACCAGGCGAAACGUCUGACACUCCAGAAUCAGAAUCUAAGGAAUUAUUAAAUGAGAAUGAAUCUGAUAAAGUAGAGACGUGACGCAAUACUCAAUUUUUGUAAUUGAACUUAUCACAUAUAAAAAUAUUUUUAUGAAAU
Messenger RNA from Formica exsecta, 1570 nucleotides. RefSeq names its product endoplasmic reticulum junction formation protein lunapark-A (gene Lnpk). Gene Ontology annotation, cellular component: endoplasmic reticulum tubular network. The coding region runs from base 374 to 1513 and encodes 379 amino acids. The transcript has 9 exons. The record is from RefSeq and is a predicted model, not a curated record. NCBI's taxonomy places the organism in Eukaryota, Metazoa, Arthropoda, Insecta, Hymenoptera, Formicidae. Gene Ontology annotation, biological process: endoplasmic reticulum tubular network organization.